Molecule: messenger RNA, 429 nt
Organism: Pocillopora meandrina
Lineage: Eukaryota; Metazoa; Cnidaria; Anthozoa; Scleractinia; Pocilloporidae
Source: the annotation of a GenBank genome assembly
AUGGAGAGAGGAACUGAAUAUAAAUCUGACACGACUGGAAAGAGGGGAAAGAAACAGCAAAGAGGCCCCCAAGAAUAUCCUGAAAACGUGAAAUCUGAUGACCCGCUUUUGAAGGGAGAUGAUGGUUUGAACAGGGCUGCGGAGAAAAAGGGAAGCAAUAAGAAAGAAACUGGAGACGAGUCAGACACUGCUGAACACAUGUUAGAAGCAGGCCUGAGGAAACAGCGAAGAAGUUCCCAAGGAUAUCCUAAAAAUGUGAAGUCUGAUGACUCACUUUUGGCAGAGGAGGAAGAUUAUCUGAAGAAGAACAUGAAGAAACAGAGGAGCGUGUCCCGAGGGUAUGCUCUGGGGAAUCAAUCCAGUGACGAGGAUAGUGCUAUGCUGGAGAUCGACAUGAAUUAUAAUUUGCUUUACUGGAGAACAAUGUGA